Molecule: messenger RNA, 852 nt
Organism: Dendrobium catenatum
Lineage: Eukaryota; Viridiplantae; Streptophyta; Magnoliopsida; Asparagales; Orchidaceae
Product: acyl-coenzyme A thioesterase 13
Exons: 3
Coding region: 102-635 (177 amino acids)
Molecular function (GO): fatty acyl-CoA hydrolase activity
Source: RefSeq, a predicted model, not a curated record
UACAAUGAAAUAGCUCAAUAGUCAAUAAUUUUAAUAUCUCUGUGCCCUCGCUCGUCCCCUACACUAUCUUCAUCUCUAACCUAGGCACGGUCGGCGGUCCGAUGGCGCCUUCGCCGGAGGAUCAUCACAAACAGCCUUCUACCGCGCGAACCAUAGGCUUCUUCAAAACCUUAGGCCUAUUUAAUAACAUUCCGGAAGCUUCAGAACGAAAAGACUUCUACUCAGACAUCAUUCGCAGUCUCCUUAAAGUUGACUACAUCGAUCGCGGCCGCGUCUUUUGCACCCUCAAGGUCAACGCUGCCGUCGUCGUAAUCCAAUCUGACCCGUCCUUUUUUAAUAUAUACAACACGCUACACGGUGGAGCUGUGGCAUCUGUGGCGGAGAUGGUGGGGCUAGCUUGCGUGCAGACAGUGGCUGGAGAUAAGGAGUUCUUCCUUGGGGAGUUCAGCACUGCGUAUCUUGCCGCAGCCGGACUUGAUGUGAGGAAAACUACUGAGGUCGAAGUUGAGGGAAGCAUCCUGAGGCAGGGGAGAAGUGUUGUUGUUACUAACAUUGACUUUAGAAUAAAGGAAUCUAAGAAGCUGGCUUACACCGCACGUGCAACUUACUACAUAAUGCCUGCUGCCAGUCUCUGAAUAGUCUAAUUCUUUCUCAAUUUUCCAAAUAUUUUCACAAGUUGAAUAUAUUUAUUUAAAAUAAAAAUAUAUCAGGAUGAGCUUCACAAUACUUCGAUCUAUUUUCGAAUCAGUGCAUUGUAAUUUUUUCAUAUAUUGCAUUCAUCUCAAAGAAUAUAUUAAUCGGAUUUGUAGAAAUUAUUGUGUACGCAAUCCAAACGCAGAAUAAGGUUUGGAU